Molecule: messenger RNA, 4477 nt
Organism: Porites lobata
Lineage: Eukaryota; Metazoa; Cnidaria; Anthozoa; Scleractinia; Poritidae
Source: the annotation of a GenBank genome assembly
GCAUUACAUUUUUGUUGUGGUGGUGGCGUGGCUGUUGGCGCGAAAAAUAUGCGAAAAAUGUCCUUAGAUUAUCUCCUUUCCGGUGUGUUUUUGUCUAUAAACUAACAGUUUUCCCAAUGGAAAAGGGUAUUCAGCAAGGAAACGAGGAAAACGGCCAAGAAAAGCAAGAGAAAACAUACAGUGAAACUGAUGCUGUAAUCGUGAAGACUCCUCUAAACACUGUAAACGUUGUCGUUGAAAGUGAAAACGUAGAAGUGGAUACAAAUGAAAUGUACAAAAUAGAAAAUGGACAAGACUUUGUCAUUGACUCAGAGGAUCGAGAGGUACAGGAGGAUGAUGGCAUCAUGGAAAAUCAAGGCCGUAGGAUCAUUUCCACUCUCACUUCAAAACACUAUGCAGCACACGUGAGACUCUUUAAAGGUAACAUAAGCUUAUACAUGCAAUCGGUUUACUGGUUUUAAUCCGACUGAAAUAGACAACAAGCAGAUGAAUAUUUUGUAUUCUUCUGAUAUCAGUGAUAUUUGGGUAUGGAUCAUUUUUAUUUCUCUUAAUGACCAAAGCCCUCUAAAGGGUUAGGGAUAUCUUUGGGAGGUUAGAUGAGGGUUUUUUUUUUCAUUGUUUAUUUAAUUUGACCGUUUCGUGGUAUGUGUGAACAUAACAUAGUUUAUUAUUUCAUUUGAAAAUAAUACCAAGUUGAUUUCAAAACUUUGGGUAUUCUCACUAAUCUUUGUUUUAAAAUUUUUGAACAUUGGGUAUAAAUCAGUGAAUCACGGUCACUAUUCUUUUGUAUAUAAUUUUUAGAGUGGUUAAAAGGCAAAGGAAUUUCAGAAGUGUUUGAGGAAUGGGAGCCAAAAGUAAUAAGUGACAGGCUAUCAGAGUUUUACAAGGAGUCUCAUUUAAAACAUGGUGGCACCAAAAGAGUCAGCUCUCUUAAAAUCAUACGUGCAGCAAUUGAUCAUCACCUGAGGAGUGCACCUUACUGCAAGUCAUACAGUCUCACUCAUUCACCCGCGUUUAUCAAAGCAAAUACCACAUUAGUUCAUUUGGAAGCCUCACAGAGAGAACUGCUAGAUUCUUCAGAGAGUAAUUCUGGUUCUUUACUACUGACGGUGGAUGACAUUCAUAAACUUUGGGCGACAGGUGUAGUGGGAAUAAAAACACCUAAAUCUCUUCAGCACCUGGUAUUUUUAGGUAUAGGAAUUAAUUUUGGCAUUAUCUCCAGAGAAAACUUGCGUGAUCUGAAACCCAGCAUGUUUGAAUUCCAUAUUGAUGAAAAUAGUGGUCUAGAGUAUGCAUCAUGCAGCCUAUGGGAUUCUGUAUCGACUCAGUUGAAGAGGAAUAAAAGUAAAUGUACAGGUAGAAAAAUGUUCAGUGUACCUGGAAGCUUGCAGUGCCCUGUUGCAGCUUUGAAAUUAUUCCUUAAAAGGAGAAACCCUGCUUGUUCCGCAUUCUUUCAGAUACCCAAUAAUUCUGAGUUUGAGUUGAGCGGACAAUGGUACAAGGCACAACCAGCUGGAUUGAAUGCUUUGUCAAGAAUGAUGAAAGACAUGUCACGUCAGGCACUUCUGUCCAAGGAAUAUACCAAUCACAAUUUGCGAUCCACACCUCCUAUUGUUUUGUACAAGGCUAUGGAAGAUGUUCCAUAUCUAAAGCUUCCUAGAAUAAUACCUCAGGCAGAUCUUAACAACAAAGUUGCAUUAAACAGUCCUGGAACUACAGUGCUGAGUUCAGUAACUACUCUUCUGAUGAAUACUCAACCUGUUAAUGCAGACAGAAGCUAUACACUUUCACCUCCAGGGGAUUCAAAUCCUGUUGAGACAGCAUCUAAUCACAUGGCCACUGUUAGCAAUAUUGGGAAUCCCACAGGUAACACUACAAACAUUCCUCAGAACGCACACCAAGUGUAUUGCAUUUCUGAGCAGUGGAACAUGAAAGAUAUCAUCAGGGCCAUUGAUGCUGGAGAUGCAGUAGUGAUCACAAAACAAUUAAAAAAGAGAGAACUACAAACCCACGAGAAUGGUGAAACAACAUGUUUGAGAGAUAAUCAGCAACAAGGGAGGGUUGCAUCGCAAAGUUUUGGACGUGACAGAUCUGGGCGUAAGCAGGUAAAUAACAGACUGAAAAUAACUAAAAGCUACCCUGUUUUUGCUGAUAUUACAUGUACUUCAGUAACCGGCAUGCAAUGAAACGUGAUAAACCACUGACUUUUGAUGUUUUUGUUCACCUUUUAUUAUUUUCCCUUGUGUCAUGAAUAAGAACAAAUAAACAGCUUUUUGUUAUUUUAUUUAUUUUAUAUUUAAAGCCAGAGCCUAAACGUUUUUGCCGUGAUCCAAAGAUUGUUAAAGAGGAAUUAACAAAGGACAAGGUAAGGCUAUUCACCUGAACUUAAUUUCAAAAAAUAUUUUGGCAAAAAUAACCACAGAUUGACAAAGUUUCCAAUAGAAUCUAAGUCCAGUCUAUCAACCCUUAUUUUGUAGAGCAGACUGGUCAUUUUUGAGAAGAGAUGGGGUGAAAAGAAUGCAUGAUACAUUUUUUCAUCAACCGCCCACCCCCUUGCUUUAAAUUAACAUCUGGUCAUCCUGUCAUCAAAGGCAUGAAAAUGUCUGCUACCAAAUGUUUUUUUUAUCUCGGGGAAAUCAACAGAUAUGUUUUUACUCACAUUGCCAGCAUCAAUGCAAGUUUAUUGGAACAAAAGAUAGAGUUUACAUAAGAAAAGAGUUCCACACCCGCAGGAUCAGGGUUUUCAUUAGGCAUCAGAGAUCAGAGAAUUCUCAGUUUAUUACGCAGAAUUCCCCAGCUAAUGUUCGGUAGCCUAUGCCUAUUUUUUAUUCAGACGUGGAACCUCUUUCAAAAUAUUCUCCUGUAACGUUACACCUUUCUCUUGACAUAACCAAAUACAGUAUGUGUCUGUACUCUCCCACAGCUCAUAUCUUGAAACCAUCAUGUCAUUUCUAAACAACACUUGAUGUAAACAAAAACAGGAGCUUGUUAGCCAGUGAAAAACUUAUUUUCUUGCUCUUACACUGAACUCUCGGUUAGCCUUGAGAUACUGUAUUACACUGUUUGUUUCGCACGAGUCAAAACUUUUACUCAAAGAAGUGUGAGCAUGAACGUUUGCUUAUAAUGAAAGUUUCGGUGAUUGAACAAUGAGAAAAUGAUUCACUUUUCUAAUACAUUUUGACAGUUUUUAGUGUUUUACACAAGUAAAACACUAGUAUUCAUCACAAAGAGGUUCAACUUUACUUUCUUAUCAUUACUGGUGUCAUGUUACCUCGACUCUCUAUAAGCUGGACACCUCUCUAAGACAGACAGUUGGGGCCGGUCCCUAAGGUUUCUGUCUCAGAGAGAAUUGACUGUAGUUCAAUAAUUGUUCUUAGUUUCCUUUGUUUCCUAAUCCUAUUUAAUCAUAAUGAUGAAAUAGGUUAAAACCAUUUGAAUCUGAAUUUCAUUUUAACCUACAACAUGCCGGUAAAAAAUAUUAUGAUUAUUUUUUAUUCUUCAAUUUAUUUUUGUUCUUACUUUAAGUAACCCAUGUUUUCAUUUGUUUCUGGAUAUACUAGAUUGAGGAUGGCUUAUUAAAGGCAAUAAAUGAUAUGAAGACUGGGCUGCAAAGCUUUGAAGACCUUGUAACAAAACAGCAACCUUCUGAACAUGUUAUUCAAGAGUUGUCACAAAUAAGUGACUGCUUUCAAGAACUUUUGCAAAGGAUUAACACAAAGGGAAUGAUAGUACAAUAAACAUCUGAGGGUGUGUUUGGCUGGUAACAAAGUAAAUCUUGGUAAAUAUUUGCCUGGCCUGGGGCUAAUGUUGGUAGAACUGAAUACCAAGAAUCUAGUAAUAAUUUUGCUAUUAAUAUUUUAUAGUUUAUUUCCAGUUUCUCAAUAUUUGUUUGGGUAUAGAGGGAAUCCAUGGCAGUGAUUUGGAUGUCUCUCUGAGUUAUUUAAAAUGGUUUAAAGGUAUUUUAAAUACUACAUACUCAACUUGUCACCUGUUCCUUAAAUCCACGUCUCAGUUAUUAUCUGAAUGCAUUAUAGCCUGCCUUUAUGUUGGUGGAUAAAUAACAUGGGUAUUUAAAUUGAUCUUUCUUAAGUUAUAUUUGUGGUAAUUAAUUGACAAAAUUUUUACCUGGAAAAAGGUAAUUUGCAGUUCCUUGCAUGUGGGUUUUACUGUACUGAAGCCAUUGCAUAAACAAAUGCAGUAAUGAGUGGAACACAAAGGACAAGAUUGAAACUAACAGAUAUAUUUUUUAAAGAAUAUUUUAAAAAUUCAAAAAAGUUAUAUUAUUGUCAUGCAUAAUGAUAAAAGGUAUACAUUCCGUGCCUAGGGGAUGACUGCUUUAUGGGAACUGUUUCACAAGUUAUCUUAUAUACCUGAGAACUAGAGGGAAAACAUUAGCUGUAAUAUAAUUUUUUAAAGCAUUUUAACAAGUUUUAAGCCUCUUGUUAUUUGAAACAUUUUAAAACGUAACUGUUGAUAC